AGUGGUGACAGUGUUAUUAUCAGACUGUUUCUGUUUCUCGUCUCCACAUCAUCCGACAGGCUUUUAUUGUUUUACUGGAGGAGCAGUGGCAGUUUGUUCAGUGUUUCUGCCUCCACCAUGAAAACUCUUCAGUGGAGAAUCUGAUAAAAAACGUCCUUCAGGGAUUUUUUCUUCUGUCAGACACUGAAACAGUUUGAGUAGGUUUAAGGGUCAAGUGUCACCAUGAGCCCAGUCAGGACCUCGUCACCCCGGUUUCAGCUGCUUUUCUUUAUGUCCAUCAUCUCAAUUGAACUUCCAUAUUUUGCAGCAGGAGGUUCUGCUCUGACCCUCAAGUCCAACAGCACACUCAGCAACCACACCAAAUGUGGAGGAACUACCGACUGCAUCGAAGGCGUUAUCCUGCCAGUAUGGAUGCCAGUAAACCCAGCCUUUACUGACCGCCUCGCCAGAGCCGCCAUUUACUUUGUGGGGUUGGCGUACAUGUUCUUGGGUGUCUCUAUCAUCGCUGACCGUUUCAUGGCCUCCAUCGAGGUCAUCACUUCCCAGGAGAGACAGAUCACCAUCAAGAAACCGAACGGUGAGAAGAUCACCACGACGGUGCGCAUCUGGAACGAGACUGUGUCCAACCUGACCCUGAUGGCGCUGGGUUCCUCCGCCCCAGAGAUCCUGCUGUCAGUCGUGGAGGUCUGCGGUCACAACUUUAACGCCGGUGAGCUGGGUCCCAACACCAUUGUAGGAAGUGCCGCCUUCAACAUGUUUGUCAUCAUUGGCCUCUGUGUGUCAGUCAUUCCUGAUGGAGAAACAAGAAAGGUGAAGCACCUCAGGGUGUUCUUCGUCACCGCCACCUGGAGUGUCUUUGCAUACACCUGGCUUUACCUGAUCCUGGCCGUCUUCUCUCCAGGUGUUGUUGAGAUAUGGGAGGGGCUUCUCACACUCUUCUUCUUCCCCAUUUGUGUUGGAUUCGCUUAUGUGGCCGACCGCAGACUUCUAUUCUACAAGUACAUGUACAAACGAUAUAGAGCAGGGAAGCGGAAAGGAAUGAUCAUUGAAACAGAGGGAGAACCAGAACCUCCCUCUAAGGUUGACAUUGAAAUGGACGGGAGAAUUCUCAACUCCCAUGGAGAGGAGACAGGGUUUGAUUUGAAGGAGCUGGAUGACGAAGAGGCCCGAAGAGAGGUGGCCAGGAUCCUGAAGGAGCUGAAACAGAAACAUCCUGACAAGGAGAUGGAGCAGUUGAUGGAGUUGGCCAAUUACCAAGUUUUAACCCAGCAACAGAAGAGUCGGGCUUUCUACCGCUGUCAGGCGACCAGGAUAAUGACAGGAGCAGGCAACGUCCUGAAGAAGCAUGCUGCUGACCAAGCCAAGAGAGCCACCCAGCACGAUAUCUGCUCCGAGGUUUCAGUGAACAAUUUUUCCUCCAAGGUGUUCUUCGACCCUGGUGCCUACCAGUGUCUGGAGAACUGUGGCAGUGUAGCUCUGAACGUGGUGCGCCGAGGUGGAGACCUAACAAACAUGGUCUCAGUGGACUACCGGACUGAAGACGGCACAGCAAACGCCGGCUCAGACUACCAGUUCACUGAAGGAACUAUUGUGUUCCAACCAGGCGAGACUGAAAAGGAAAUCCGCAUUGACAUUAUUGAUGAUGAUAUCUUUGAGGAAGACGAGCACUUCCUGGUUCACCUUACCAAUGUGAAGGUCAUAUCAGAGGGCGCUUGCUCAGACACGUGCGAGGCAAACCACAUGGACGCCCUUGCGGGUUUAGGUCUGCCGUGCACAGCCACAGUCACCAUCUUUGAUGACGACCACGCAGGGAUCUUUACGUUUGAGGAGCCAGUGGUAACCGUGAGUGAAAGCAUUGGGGUGAUGGAGGUGAAGGUGAUCCGGUCCUCGGGAGCUCGCGGUGUUGUGGUAGUGCCGUACAAAACCACAGAGGGGACGGCUAAAGGAGGCGGGGAGGACUUUGAGGACACACAUGGAGUCCUGGAGUUUGAGAACGAUGAAAUCUUGAAGACCAUAGCCGUUAGAAUAAUUGACCAUGAGGAGUACGAUAAGCAGGCCAGCUUCUACAUAGAGCUGCAGGAGCCAUAUUGGAACAGGCGGAGAUGGACAGGUGCGAAGAGGCACCUUGACCUCCCUGCUAUGUUGCUUCAUGAAGUCGGUGGAUUCAUCAAAACAGGCAAAGACAUCUACAGGAAGGUCCAGGGACGAGAGCACCCCGCCCCCUCUACCAUCAUCAACAUCACAGAGGAGGGGGGUGAGGAGCUUUUGAGCAAGAAGGAGGAGGAAGAGAGGCGGAUCGCAGAGAUGGGCAGACCGAUGCUGGGCGAGCACGUCAAACUGGAGGUUGUCAUAGAAGAGUCAUACGAGUUCAAGAGCACCGUGGAUAAACUGCUUAAAAAGACCAACCUGGCCCUGGUGAUCGGGACUAACAGCUGGAGAGAGCAGUUUGUGGAAGCCAUCACAGUCAGCUCUGGUGAUGAUGAUGACGACGAUGAUGGCGAGGAGAAGGUACCCUCCUGUUUCGACUACGUCAUGCACUUCCUCACCGUCUUCUGGAAGCUUCUUUUUGCCUUCGUUCCUCCCACCGAUUACUGGAACGGCUGGGCCUGCUUCGUCGUCUCCAUCUCAGUCAUCGGCAUGUUGACGGCUGUGAUCGGGGACCUGGCGUCACAUUUCGGCUGCACAGUCGGCCUGAAAGACUCUGUCACAGCUGUGGUGUUCGUGGCUUUGGGCACAUCUGUACCAGACACCUUUGCCAGUAAGGUGGCAGCCACCCAGGACCAAUACGCUGAUGCCUCCAUCGGCAACGUGACAGGAAGUAAUGCUGUGAAUGUCUUUCUGGGUAUUGGCGUGGCCUGGUCCAUCGCUGCCAUCUACCACUACUCCAAGGGCCAGGAGUUCAGGGUUGACCCUGGCACGCUGGCCUUCUCUGUCACACUCUUCACCAUCUUUGCCUUCAUCUGCAUUGCCGUCCUCAUCUAUCGCCGCCGGCCCGAGAUCGGAGGGGAGCUUGGUGGACCCCGAGUCCCCAAGAUCCUCACCACCUGCCUGUUCUUCAGCCUGUGGUUAAUGUACAUUGUCUUUUCCUCACUGGAGGCCUACUGCCAUGUAAAGGGCUUCUGAAAGUUCUGCUUCCAACAGGUCCCCAACAGUCUCUGUUGAACAGUUCUGAUGGAUUUCUAAAGGUUCCUGCAUAUUCUGACAGGUUCUCACAUUUCUGUUAUUUGUCUAAAGAUUUGGUACAUGUCUACGUGUUGUAACUGACAGUUGAUGAUUCCUAGAGGUUCUGAAAGAGUUCUGAAAUCCUUAUUGUUCUAAAAGACUUUUUGAUGAUCUGGUUUCUAAACACAGAUACACAACUAUUGUGCUGGACUUUGUAUAGUUCUUUUCUGUGCUUAAGCGGUCUAGCAAGUUCAAAACAACUUUAAAAGGUUUCUGAAGGUUCUUGAAGUAUUGGACAGCUUCUUGACAGUCCUGAUGCAUUGUGAAGAAUCCUAUAGGUCUUGCAGAAUGUGACAGGUUCCUGUCAUUUUUCUAAGGGUUUGGACAAACUAAAGGGCUCUGCUGGGUUCUGACAGGUUCCUAUAAUUUAUGGUCUAAAGGUUUAGAUAGAGCAAUAAAAUGUAGUCCAAAAAUUGGAUCAGGUUCCUGAUUGUUGGUGGAUUCCCAAGGUUCUGGAUAUGUAAUAGUUCUAAUAGUUGUGUGAGUAUUCUGGCAGGUUUCUGACAUUUCUGAAGGCUUUUCUGAUGAUCUGACAGUUUAAGAAUUUGAAACUGUACAGUUAUUUUAGGCUCGUUAAGGUCUAACAGGUUUAAAACAUUUUUGAUGGGUUUUUAAAGCUCCCAAAGGUUCCUGGCAGAUUCUGCAUGUUCUUGACAGUCCUGGUGGAUUUUUGUUAGUGUGGAACCCUCACCUGAAGCUUCUUUUUGACUUAAUCUGGUGUCCAUAUUGGACUGUUUUCUGGCUGCUGAGUGCUGGUGACCUCCAAGACUGGACUAUGUUCAUCCUUACAUACCUCCUGGACAUUUAAAGACCUGUAUCAUAACUUCUUCACCUGUACUUUUAAUCAAUGUGUAAUAUAAACAAUUUUAAAUUUGGUUGUGCAGCGACUUUGAACCACAGCCACAGUAGUGACGAGCCAUGGUGAUAAAGGAGGCAGCUCUUGUUGGAGAAGAAAACCUGCAGGACUUGUGAUGUUGAAGGCGACUGGAGGAGUAGUGUUGCACCUAAAUGAAUAUCUGCACUAAGUUUGAAAUAGUUAACGUUGGGCGUAGAAGGAUCCAGAGUUGGUUGUUGAAGCAAUUAAAGGUCUUUGCUGCACCGAGACCAGAGACUCUACUGAGCUGAACCUGAGCUGCUGCAGCAGUGGAUUCUUAAUGUUUGCAAAAAUAACAUUGUGUAUGUGUGUUUGAGUGUGAGCACAUACAUAACCUCAAAGAACACUGAAAAGAGACGUCAGUCAUGAUGUUCUGUGAUAUGAUUGGUCUGGAAAAAUCAGCCAACUGGGUGCCUGUUGGAUGACGUAAACACAAGUGCUGUUGCGUAUUAUCUGAGAACAGAAUGCAGUGUCUUUCCUUUAAACAUUAAAGUACAGUGAGUGACA
Molecule: messenger RNA, 4603 nt
Organism: Micropterus dolomieu (smallmouth bass)
Lineage: Eukaryota; Metazoa; Chordata; Actinopteri; Centrarchiformes; Centrarchidae
Gene: slc8a1a
Product: solute carrier family 8 member 1a
Exons: 10
Coding region: 223-3123 (966 amino acids)
Biological process (GO): calcium ion import across plasma membrane; sodium ion transmembrane transport; cell communication
Cellular component (GO): sarcolemma; axon; postsynapse
Molecular function (GO): calcium:sodium antiporter activity
Source: RefSeq, a predicted model, not a curated record